AUAAAAUCAGUCACGUAGGACAUGUUCAAAUGAUCAGUAGUUCAUUCGUGCCGGAACAGUUUCUUUUAUUAAUACUCUUCAGUCUCUCGUUGCCGAGAUUUAAAUAAAACAGUUUUCUUAUAAUAACGAAUUUUAAUAAAUCCAUUUUACGCCAACAAAUUCGGUUCAAGCGAAUUGAAUAGUUUUUUUCAAAAAAAAAACAAGUGAAUCAAUUUUCACCUCGAACGAUAAAGUAAACUUUCUUUCUUUGCGGCGAAAUCGUGUAAAUCUAGCCACAAUCUAGAAAAAACAACAACAAUCAUUUUCGCUGAGAUUUCGAUAGUUUUAACAUCCGAUUUGCCAUUCAAAUCGCCCUGGAAAUCAUUUGUGCAAAUUAAUAAAAAAAAAAAAAACAUUUUUAAAGCAACGACUUUGCGUCAAACUUUCGACGAAAAUUGAUAUUUGAAAAAGAAGACACUUCGGUUUUUAUUUUUUUAAAAGCGAUUAAAUAAAUCAAAUUGAUUUCAAAUUUACUUCUUCCGAGAUUACAAAUACCAAUGAUUUGAAUACUCAGCGCGCGCGUGUGUUUGUUGAAAUAAGUUUAUUUAGCGAGAAAAAAGUGUGUCAUUUCUACCGGAAAACAACAAACUUAUCGACAAAAAAUACAUCGGUCACUAUUUGAUUUGUUCGUUCACUUAUCACUUUGUUUCCCGGAUUACACAUACAAGAUGUUCUCGAAGCUGACCAAAGUCACGUCGGCCCUACCAUCAUUUUCCAUGAUGCGUGUCAAUCAUAAUAUUUGCCAUACCAAAUGGAUCUCGACCAGUUCUGGUAACAAUCGCAGCGAUGUACUCACACAAAAUCAACAACAAACAAACGAUAAACUUAAAUUGGAGCAACAAGAACGAUGGCGCAUAAGACGCACUGAAAGAUUUUUAUCUACAUUGAAUUACACGAUGCCAUUGGCUGCAAAUGCGACCGCUGUAUCAAAAGACGAGUGUCGUGAAUUUAUGUCCGUCUUUCCAGAUCUGGUACGUGAUUUGACAGAAAAGGCAAAGAAAUAUGAUUCAAAAGAUGCAUCAAAAUGGUUGGCCAAAGCACUCCAAUACAAUGUUCCCUGUGGUAAAAAGAACCGUGGAUUGGCAACUGUUCUUGCCUAUAAAUCAUUGGUUGCAAAUGAAUCACAAUUGACACCAGAAAAUGUUCGUCUCGCUCAUUAUCUUGGUUGGUGCGUUGAGAUGUUGCAAUCAACAUUUUUAAUCGUAGAUGAUAUUAUGGAUGCGAGUGAAACACGUCGCGGUCAACCAUGCUACUAUAAAUUGGAAGAUGUUAAAUUAACAGCAAUCAAUGAUGCUAUUAUGAUUGAGAAUUGCAUCUAUUAUAUAUUGAAGAAAUAUUUUAGUCAUUUGCCAUCGUAUAUAAAAUUGGUUGAACUACUCCAUGAAACAAUGCUCAUUACAACGAUCGGACAAUCGCUUGAUUUACAAACGGCCAAUCGUGAUGUUAGCUGCUUUACAAUGGACCGAUAUAAAUCGAUUGUCGAUCAUAAGACCGCCUAUUACACAUUCUACUUACCAGUGGCAUUGGCAAUGCAUUUGGCUGGAUAUGAAGAUCCAGAAGUGUUUCGACAAGCAAAAACGAUCCUUUUGGAAAUGGGUCAUUUUUUCCAAGUGCAAGACGAUUUUCUUGACUGCUUCGGCAAUCCAGAGGUGACCGGUAAAAUUGGUACCGAUAUUCAAGACAACAAAUGUACGUGGUUGGCUGUGCUAUGCAUGCAACGUGCCACCGAUGCACAAAAACAAAUUAUGAAAGAUUGCUACGGCAAACAUGAUGCGGAAUGUAUAAAUCAAAUUAAGCAAUUGUACGAAGACUUGGGCAUUCCGCAUACAUACAGUUUAUAUGAAGAAGAAUCAUACAACUUAAUUAAGACGCACAUUCAGCAGACAUCUCGUGGUGUGCCACAUAGCAUUUUCUUUAAAAUUAUGGAUAAAAUUUAUCGCCGUGAGAGUUAGAUUUGUAUGGAAAGCGUGUCAGACUAGCCGAACUGUAUCGACAUCAAGUAAACGAUCAACCGAUCGAAAUAUAAAAUUAUUCAAAUUCAUUAAUUAUUAGAAAUAUGUACGAACUAUUUACCAUUUUCGAUGCAAAAUCGGUAGAUGAAAACAAACAACAACAAAAAAUACGGACAUUUCGAAGCAAAAAAAAAUUAAAACAGAAGAAAAAGUCAUAGAUUUA
Messenger RNA from Contarinia nasturtii (swede midge), 2214 nucleotides. Its product is annotated as farnesyl pyrophosphate synthase-like. Gene Ontology annotation, molecular function: (2E,6E)-farnesyl diphosphate synthase activity; dimethylallyltranstransferase activity. The coding region runs from base 708 to 1991 and encodes 427 amino acids. Gene Ontology annotation, biological process: trans, trans-farnesyl diphosphate biosynthetic process. The record is from RefSeq and is a predicted model, not a curated record. The transcript is spliced from 8 exons. Gene Ontology annotation, cellular component: cytoplasm. Lineage: Eukaryota; Metazoa; Arthropoda; Insecta; Diptera; Cecidomyiidae.